Molecule: messenger RNA, 776 nt
Organism: Drosophila persimilis
Lineage: Eukaryota; Metazoa; Arthropoda; Insecta; Diptera; Drosophilidae
Product: keratin-associated protein 5-2
Exons: 1
Coding region: 207-644 (145 amino acids)
Source: RefSeq, a predicted model, not a curated record
AUUGAUAAAUUCUGGAAGGGAUUUUGCAAAAACGAAGCGAAAAAAAGGUGCUUUAUCUGCCACAUUGGGGCAUUGAGACCGGACCGAAAUCCUUCCAAUUAUCCCGGCAUAUUUAGCACAUUUUUUGCGCCAAGUCUUUUGCAAACGAGCAAGCAGCAGGUUGCAGGUGGCCCUUCUAUCAGUCACUGAAAAACUCAACAUUUGCGAUGAGCUGUCGGCCCCCUAAAUGCUGUGCUCCGUGCAAGCCCUGCUGUAAAGGACCCUGCGGCCCUUGCGGACCCUGUGGACCCUGCGGCCCUUGCGGACCCUGUGGACCCUGCGGCCCUUGCGGACCCUGUGGACCCUGUGGACCCUGCGGAGGCUGUGGACCCUGCGGUGGCUGUGGACCCUGUGGACCCUGCGGAGGAUGCGGACCCUGUGGACCCUGCGGCCCUUGCGGACCCUGCGGAGGCUGCUGUUGCCAACAGCCGUGUGCCGUGAUCUCAUACGCCCUGACCAGUGGUCCCGUCGGACCCGUCCUGCCGUGCAUGAAGUGCAUGAACUGCAACGGCAGCUGCACCGGCAACUGUGCCCCGCCCUUCUACUUCGUGCCCAACAGGUGCGGCUGCUGCUUCGAGUGGGGCUGCUUUGGACCCUUCUACUAGGGAUGGCAGAGGCGACAACUCAAUUCCUGCUGCUCCGCCCCCGCCCGCUCGUCAUGGUUGUCCUAGCUGUUGUUGCACUUUUGAUGAAACUUUUCAUAUUUUUGAAUGCAAUAAAUUCACGUGUCACGCGGA